ACAACGAGACGGCGUGCAUGCCCGUAAGUCUGGCUCGACCUUCUACCCUCCGUUGCCUGCCAUGCCUCCCCUUCCCGUCCACCCACCUGCCCCUUGGCCGCCCUGAUUAGCUCUAGCGAAGCUACCCCUCCAAUGCCUGCUUCGCAACCGCCUUCUGCAAUUCUAUUUGCCCACGUCUGUUCCCGAGUCUGCACCAUCGUCGCGCCCGCUGCACGGAAUAUCAGGUACCUCCUGGGAACACGGUGCCUCCCCUGGCCUGGCCUGGCCUGGCCUGGCCGCCCUCGAGCCAAUCUCGCCCAGCCUCGACCCGUCCAGCGCGCAUCGCAUCCACCCUGCAGUCCCUCGGGCAGAAGUCUCCUGGCCAGACAAUAGGCCGGAGCCGCGAGGGUGCAGGUACGCUGCUUGCUUUUCCAGGUACCGGCGCGGCGGGCUGUCGGGCUGGGCGGUACCGGGUGCCCAGGCGUGUUGGGUGCUGUUGCAAGGCAAAAGUGGGUUGCUGAGUACAGAAGCCUACGGCACGCCCACUCGCAGCAUUCCUCUCUCUCCCUCGCACACACAUACACACACACAUGCGCGUAUGCCUGCCUGGCUGCCCAUCUGACCCCGCAGCCCGGCUGCAAGAGGGGGAGCAGCGCAGGAAACUGGAAAAAAAGUCAACUCAGUCAGCGGACCUCCCAGUUGCAUCCACCCAGGACGCACGCGGGCUACCCAGGUCUUUGCCAUGUGCGCAUGCUGUGCGUGUCUGCUUGGCUUGAAUCUUGCGCCGGCGUGGUUGCUGGACCCCUGCAACCCUCCACUCCUGUCUCCAGCCCAGCCCAGCCCAGCCCGACCUGCCCUCACCACGUCGCCCACCCGUCUCCUCAACUGCCCCGUUGCCGUGCGUCGCGUUGCGUUGCGUUGCGUUGCGUCGCUGUCUGCUGCGCGUCUGUAUUUGUCGUUCGAGCGGGCGCUCACUAGUUGCUCAACUCAACUUAAGGCCCGACCGGGCCUGGCUGGUCCCGUAGCAGCGGCAGUGGCAGCUUGAGCCACUGCCUCCUCCGUCGCUCGCACCUUUCCCCCCUCCCACCCGUCCCUUCCCAACCGCCCACCUGGUUCGACAAUCCCAGCCCCUCCAAUCGUGCGUCCGAAAAGGAAGAACCCUCCGUUGCUCUGUGGGCGCGCUGUCUGCUGUAACCCUCUAGUAUCGGCUUCGGCUGCAUUCAAUCACACUGCCCUCUAGUUGCAACCUGCUCCCGUCUCGCUCGCUAGAGCGCAAGCCCGCUGCAUCCAAAGCCUCGAGGUUGUUUUGUUUUGUUUUGUUUUAUUUUAUUCUCCUAUUUUUUCCCCCUGCCUUUCGUCUCGAAGGCCCUGACGCCCCUCGCCCUCGCUCAAUCUGGACUCGUGUAUGGUUGCCACAUUGGUCUGUCGGGACCCCUACAAUCCCCACGCACCUCUUUUGUCCCCACCGGCAAAGUCGCUCGACGCCGGCCCGUUCUUUGAGCGCCAGUAGCCACCGCCAUAUUACUGAUUUCCCUGCCCUGCUCUUCCCAUCACUCCGCUUCCCCACCCCUCCGUCACCACCAGCCGCUCCCACUUUCUACCUUCGCCCAGUGCGACAUCGACUUGUUGUUUUCACGAUUCCACAUCGCAACAUCAAAUUACUCCUUGCCUCGAUCACCAAGGCCUCGUCUCCUGAUUCUUCGAACCUCAUCUCUUCGUGUUCCCUAACAGAAGCCAAGUCUCUAGGCAGUACACAGCCGCUACAACCACCGCGCCGCCACCCGUUCUGAUUGAAUCCCUGCCGCGGGGCCAGUCACCAGACCACUCCCGCCACCAGGCCUCAGCGCCUGUCCUUUGCCUUGAUCAAUCCGCUCGACCCCUCCGCAACACAACCAUCGUUUCGCAGCCCAACGGUUAGCCGCCUUCGCCCGAACCACGUUGGACUCGACACGGUCCUCUCCCUGCGAAGCAAUUACCAACUUUUCCGUCGGCACCACCCCGGCCACGACCGUCUGCCCACAAACCGUACAAUCAUCGAGCCUCGUUCUACUCGGUUGCCCACCACGGCACACAUCAAAAGACUUCAGUUGCCCUUGGCACCCCUGCCGCCCCGAGCCGCUAGGCGAUACGCGCAAUAACAUCAAUACAUAAAUUGGCCGUUCGCCAUGUCGCAGAAUCGCCCCGCAGCUUUCAAUACCCUGCGAAUGGGUGAGGUUAUUCGCGAGAAGGUGCAGGAUGGCAUCACCGGCGAGACGCGCGAUCUGCAGUACACGCAGUGCAAGAUUGUCGGCAAUGGAUCCUUCGGUGUCGUGUUCCAGACAAAGCUAUCGCCAUCGAACGAGGACGCAGCAAUAAAGCGUGUGCUUCAAGACAAGAGGUUCAAGAACCGAGAGCUGCAGAUCAUGCGUAUCGUCCGCCACCCCAACAUCGUCCAGCUGAAGGCCUUCUACUACUCCAACGGCGAGCGGAAAGACGAGGUCUACCUGAACUUGGUGCAAGAAUUCGUGCCCGAAACCGUCUACCGCGCCUCGAGGUUUUUCAACAAGAUGAAGACGACGAUGCCGAUACUCGAGGUCAAGCUCUACAUCUACCAGCUCUUCAGGGCUCUUGCCUACAUCCACUCGCAGGGUAUCUGCCAUCGCGACAUCAAGCCGCAAAACCUGCUUCUCGAUCCCUCCACGGGAGUCCUGAAGCUAUGUGACUUUGGCAGCGCCAAGAUACUCGUGGAGAACGAGCCCAACGUCUCGUACAUCUGUUCACGAUACUACCGCGCGCCCGAGCUCAUCUUUGGGGCCACCAACUAUACCACCAAGAUCGAUGUGUGGUCUACUGGCUGUGUCAUGGCCGAGCUCAUGCUUGGACAGCCCCUGUUCCCGGGAGAGUCGGGCAUAGACCAGCUGGUGGAGAUCAUCAAGGUUCUCGGCACACCGACGCGUGAGCAGAUCCGGACAAUGAACCCCAACUACAUGGAGCACAAGUUCCCCCAGAUCAAGCCCCAUCCGUUCAACAGGGUUCUCCGCAAGGCCGACGGCAAUGCUAUCGACUUGAUCGCGCGCCUUCUCGAGUACACCCCGACCGAACGCCUGGCGGCGGUCGACGCCAUGGUCCAUCCCUUCUUCGAUGAACUGCGUGACCCCGCCACGAAGCUUCCGGAUUCGAGGCACCAGAGCGGCCAGCUUCGGGAACUGCCUGCCCUGUUCGACUUCAACCGUCAUGAGUUGUCGAUCGCCCCGCAACUCAACCGCCAGCUCGUGCCGGCUCAUAUGAGGCCUGUCCUACAGGAACGUGGACUCGACAUCGACAACUUCACACCGAUGAGGAGGGAAGAGAUGCUCGCAAGGCUAGACUGAAGAAGUCUCGCUCUCCGGGAACGAGCCAGCCUCUCUUGCACGCAUGUAUCGGUAUUUACUGGCGAAUCGUGGUCCCGGCAUCUCAACUCAACCAACAACCCUCUCCGAGAUCGGAGAAUGGCCUGUCACCGACGGUAUGGCGCCAAUGGCAGCGGAUCUGUCAGGCGGUACCGACAUCCCUGGCAGCCUGUCGAUUCCGAAUUGUGUGCCUAUACAGCAGAUUAAAGUAUUGUCAAGGUCGGCAGACAAGAAAUCGCGUGGAUGGCUGCUAGAACGCUCGAUUGGUUCAUACUGGGCAACAUGGGCCCGGUGGAGGGCAGACGAUGGUACGGUCAUUCUCGCAUGGCCAGGUGCCCCUCGGUCACCCCAAUGCUUAGCCGAACGAGCUGGGCACUUGCCUGAUCCCUCCGACAUGUCUAGGUGGGCCGGCUUGCAGGACAGACUAAGAUACCAACCGGCUUUUUCCUCCUAGAUUUCCCUCUGCAUGACCUCAUAUGGCUGUUUUUCUUGCUUAUUUCCAUACCUUGUGUCGCAAUUGGUCUUUCAUUGUCCACUCGUGCCGCGAGUGGCUGAUCCUGCGGAUCCUUUCGUCAUUUUAUCUGUCCGCUCUCGGGACGAACACAGCCCUCAUCUCAAGGACGCGUUAGCGAUGCGAUGGAGCUGGAGGUGUCAAGGAGGGCUUCGGCGUGUAUGGUUUACUUACUUGUGAUCUGGCCGUGGCCUGGUGCAGCCGUCAACGGUGGCACGCAACCAGAAUCAACCUUCUGCGGGAGAGUUGCUACGAUUCGAAGUUGCCCAAGGAGGAUCCGCAUAUGUUUAUAUGGGAGUCUGGUGCCUUCUGUUGGUCAGUUCUUACCCCGAUUUCAGACCAGGUGGGAGUACGCGCCCGAAAGACGGCAUGCUGGUGGCAUGGGAUGCUUUUAUUACUAGGUUUUAUCACGUCAUUUCCUUUCUUUGCAAGGUUGCGUCAAAGGCGCCUGGAUUAUUUCUUCACUCGGGGCGGUUCACUGGACAAGAAAAAGGAGCAGAAAAAGAAAAUGGCACGGGCGACUGGCUACUUCGCUCCCGCCACACAUUGUGGGGGGGCUUUUCUUUGUUUCGGUUGUCCUUUAGCAAAAAGACUGCACGCCGGGACCUAUCCAAGAACCAACAUGGUGAUUUAUUACUGCUGGGGAACUUGCAGAUCCUGGUAGUACAAAGUGUAGAUAACCGCCGCACACGGAAGUCCGGUCGGCCGUAAUCAGACACCUUUGCGCCCCAACUUUCAGUAUCCCUCCUAUAGAGAGAUCAUAAGCCUGCAAUGCAUAUAAAAAUUGCAGUAAACAAGUGAGGUAGAAUCCCCAUGAGCUGCUGGUUUGCAAGACCACGCUGUUGCCUGAUAUACCAGGCGGAGACACCCGUGCGACUCAGGUCCAG
Gaeumannomyces tritici R3-111a-1 is the source of this 4745-nucleotide messenger RNA. Its product is annotated as CMGC/GSK protein kinase. The transcript is spliced from 6 exons. Gene Ontology annotation, cellular component: cytoplasm. NCBI's taxonomy places the organism in Eukaryota, Fungi, Ascomycota, Sordariomycetes, Magnaporthales, Magnaporthaceae. Gene Ontology annotation, molecular function: protein serine/threonine kinase activity; ATP binding; protein serine/threonine/tyrosine kinase activity. The coding region runs from base 2145 to 3329 and encodes 394 amino acids. The record is from RefSeq and is a predicted model, not a curated record. Gene Ontology annotation, biological process: signal transduction; protein phosphorylation.